AUGGGCGGCUUACUAUCGACUUUCCGAACUGAAUUGCCGUUAGAACAUCUGCGCGCGGUUUGCAAAUAUCUGGAUGCAACCCUACUCGCAACAUUUGGAGACCGCUAUUUUGGUCGUUUACAUCUGAUACCCACACCGACGUCCCUCGACAUUUUGACGCAGAUUUCUACGCAAGGCCGCUUUUGGGGUCCUCGGCAGACGCGAGCUCGGGCUGCAGUCAGACGGACCAAACCGCAGUUGCGCGUUCUGAGUGAGACUGAGCGUCCAUACCCUGAUCCUUCGUCGCCAGAACAAGAAGUAGCUAAUGUUUGCGCUGAACUCGUGCGCGGUGAACAAUUCCGGGAACAGCUCACAACAGCGCUUCGAAGUCUCAAAGUUCAACGGAUCGAGGUGCAAGGAUGGCCGAGGAAUCCUUCUCUAGUUCUCGGACUCACGGAACUGAUGCACACCACGGGCAGAAAUCCUUUUGAAGACAACUUUUCUGGCAUUUCACCUGCCUGGGAGUACGAGACGUUGAAUAUGGUGACACGCAUGACGGAACUAGUAUUUUCUGCUGUCAAGGGAAGCGAUACGCCUUUACUCGCCAUGAUUGUCGAUAGGAUCCAGAUCGAUCAGCUCAAACUCACUCCCGACCUUGGAAGCAAUCUCCUGCACCUCAAACAUGUCGAGUUCAGCAUCGCAUUGUCAGAUCAAAGCCUUCAGUUUUCAGAUCAGAAAAGGCGAUUUGAUCUUUUUACUCUGGUUAAUCAUUUGCUCUGUCUGGAACAACUUUCUUUGUCAAAUUGUCCAUACACCAGAACGAUUGGGUACCACUGAAUGAUGCUCUAAUGCACAUUCACCCUCAAAAAGUCAGAAGACUUUGUCUAGGCUUAUUCUGGGAUGCUGCACCGCAAGUGGUGGACUAUUUGAACAACUCCUUACCGAAUUUACAGGAUUUAGAGCUUCAAUUCACCACAAGCAAAGAUGGCAACAAAGCAUGGAACGAGAUGUUUUCUGGACUACGAGAUGUCCUGUCUUUGGAGCACCUGAGCAUUGAUGUCGAUGGUCAUAUAGGUUGCUCGCUACGUAUUGGUAAUA
Aureobasidium pullulans EXF-150 is the source of this 1077-nucleotide messenger RNA. RefSeq lists its product as uncharacterized. The record is from RefSeq and is a predicted model, not a curated record. The coding region runs from base 1 to 816 and encodes 271 amino acids. The transcript has 3 exons. Lineage: Eukaryota; Fungi; Ascomycota; Dothideomycetes; Dothideales; Saccotheciaceae.